CCAUCUGAUUUUUUCGGUUUCCACCGAAGCCGCGCAGCGAUCUCACUGUUUGGUUUCGUUUUUGUGUCGUUGUGUCUGUCUCUCUAUUUCCUCUCUGAGAGUAACAUGGGACAAUCACUAACAAUCCCUUUGAGCCUAACUCUAGAUCAUUGGCAAGACGUUCAAGAUCGGGCAGACAACCUGUCCGUGACAGUCAAAAAGAAAAAAUGGAAAACUCUCUGUACUUCAGAAUGGCCAACAUUCAACACCAGCUGGCCAGCAGAAGGGACUUUUAAUACUGAUCUUAUCUUCCAGGUGAAAACCCGAAUCUUCACCCAUGGUCCUCAUGGACACCCUGACCAGAUACCCUACAUUGUUACCUGGGAGGACUUAGCCUCCAACCCCCCCCCCUUGGGUUGCUCCUUUCUCUCCACCCAAACCCCCUGUCCGUUCUCCCCUUGAACCCUCUGCUCCCCUCAUUCCACUUCCCCCUCCCCAAACCUCUCAUCUUUACCCUGUUCUUAACAAAUCUGAGACCUCAGUUAAAACAGGGACAACACCAAAGAAGGUUCUACCGCCGGAGGACUCAGCUCUGAUUGACUUGCUGACUGAUGAGCCUCCUCCCUAUCAGCCCCAGCCCUUACAAGCCCCUGAACCUGAUCAAGCAUCCUCCGAGGACGAGAACCAAGAAGGCCCAGUCGCCAAUGCUCCCCCGGAUCCAUCUCCCAUGGUGGGACGGCUCCGGGGACGCCGGGAUCACACCACCUCAGGAGACACCUCCAGAGUUCUCCCCCUGCGACAGAUGGGAGGCCCCAAUGGCCAAUAUCAGUAUUGGCCUUUUUCUGCCUCUGACCUCUAUAACUGGAAAACCCAUAACCCUUCCUUUUCUAAAGACCCUAUAGCUCUAACCUCUUUGAUUGAGUCUAUCCUAGUAACUCACCAGCCAACAUGGGAUGAUUGCCAGCAGCUCCUGCAAAUUCUCCUCACUUCAGAGGAGAAACAAAAAGUUCUUUUGGAAGCUCACAAAAAUGUGCCAGGGGACGAUGGGCGUCCCACCCAACUCCCAAAUUUGAUUAACGAAGCUUUUCCUUUAACCCGGCCAAACUGGGACCAUGCGACUGAAGCAGGUAGGGACCACCUACGUCUCUAUCGCCAGUUACUCAUAGCGGGUCUCCAUGCAGCAGGGCGACGACCCACCAAUUUGGCUCAGGUAAGACAGACUACCCAAGGGGCAGAAGAAACCCCGACAGCAUUCCUAGAAAGAUUAAAAGAGGCAUAUCGGAGGUUUACUCCUUUUGAUCCUGAUAGUGAGGACCAAAAAGGAAAUGUAUCCAUGGCUUUCAUUUGGCAGUCCGCCCCAGAUAUCAGGUCUAAAUUGCAGAGACUAGAUAACUUACAAGAUUUUUCUCUGGCAGACUUACUGAAGGAAGCCGAAAAGAUAUAUAACAAAAGAGAAACUCCAGAAGAACGAGAGGACAGGAUCAGAAAGAUGCAGGAAGAACGAGAACUUAAGCUUAGAGAGGAAUCAGACAAAAAAGAAAGAGAAAGAGAACGAAGGCGUAACAGGGAACUAAGUAAAAUAUUGGCCACCAUAGUUCAGGCAGGACAUCAGGGAAACAAAGUAAACAGGGACAGGGAGCAAAGCAGACCCCGUGUAGACCAAGAUCAAUGUGCCUACUGCAAGGAAAAAGGACACUGGGUAAAAGACUGCCCAAAGAGACCCCCCAACCCCAGGAGAGAUACCAACCGGGCUCCCCGACUGCUGACAUUAGAUGAAGAUUAGGGGAGUCAGGGCCAGGAGCUCCCCCCUGAGCCCCGGGUAACUCUACAAGUAGGGGAGCAACCUGUGACCUUCCUAGUGGAUACCGGAGCCCAACACUCGGUGCUGACACAGACACCAGGACCCAUGAGCCACAAAACGACGUGGGUCCAAGGCGCCACUGGGAGCAAACCCUACCGGUGGACCACCAAGAGAGAAGUACACCUUGCCACAGGUAAGGUUUCCCAUUCAUUCCUACACGUGCCUGACUGUCCGUAUCCACUGUUGGGAAGAGACUUAUUGGCUAAAUUGAGAGCCCAAAUUUAUUUUAAAGAUGGGAGCGUCUCCAUCACGGGGCCAAACCAGACUCCCUUACAUGUACUGACUUUCAAAUUGGAAGACGAAUAUAAACUUUUUGACAAACCCUCGGUAUCUAUGAAAGACAUGGACUAUUGGCUUAGUUCCUACCCGGAGGCCUGGGCUGAAACCGGAGGAAUGGGAAUGGCAAAACAACGGCCCCCAAUAGUCAUUCAUCUGAGGGCCGCUGCUAUUCCCAUUAAUAUCAAACAAUAUCCUAUGUCAAGAGAGGCCUAUCAGGGCAUCAAGCCGCACAUCAAACGCCUCCUAGACCAAGGCAUCCUAACACCUUGCCAAUCACCCUGGAACACCCCAUUACUGCCAGUUAAAAAGCCUGGGACUAAUGAUUACAGACCGGUCCAAGACUUAAGGGAAGUUAACAAGAGGGUAGAAGAUAUUCACCCCACAGUGCCAAAUCCUUACAAUCUCCUUAGCACUUUGCCUCCUACUCAUACUUGGUAUACUGUUCUGGAUCUGAAAGAUGCUUUUUUCUGCCUAAGACUGUCUCCCCAAAGUCAGGCUCUCUUCGCAUUUGAAUGGAAAGAUCCCGAAGGAGGAAUCUCUGGACAACUGACCUGGACGAGACUGCCACAAGGAUUUAAAAACAGCCCAACACUCUUCGAUGAGGCUUUGCAUCAGGAUUUGGCAGACUUCCGUGUAAGACACCCUUCCCUAAUCAUGCUUCAAUAUGUAGAUGACAUCUUGCUGGCUGCGACCUCCGAGGAAGAUUGCCAGGCAGGUACGGAGGAAUUAUUGCAAACUUUGGGACUACUAGGGUAUAGGGCGUCAGCAAAGAAGGCCCAAAUCUGUCAGACAAAAGUUACCUAUCUGGGCUAUGAACUCCAUGAUGGUCAACGAUGGUUGACAACUGCCAGAAAAGAGACUAUCUCAAGUAUACCAACCCCCAGAGUCCCAAGCAACUGCGGGAAUUCCUGGGGACAGCAGGUUUCUGUAGACUCUGGAUUCCUGGGUUUGCUGAGAUAGCAGCUCCCUUGUAUCUACUAACUAAGCAAGGUAACUCCUUUGCUUGGACUAAGGAACAUCAAUUGGCAUUUGAUCACAUCAAAUUGGCUCUUCUGUCAGCCCCUGCUUUGGGCUUACCAGACGUUACCAAGCCCUUUGAUCUAUUUAUAGAUGAAAAACGGGGUUAUGCAAAAGGGGUUUUAACCCAAAAACUAGGGCCCUGGAGGCGACCUAUAGCCUACCUGUCAAAGAAAUUAGAUCCAGUGGCAGCAGGAUGGCCACCAUGCCUCCGGAUGAUUGCAGCUGUGGCUCUUCUGAUUAAGGAUGCCACUAAACUGACUUUGGGACAGCCAUUAACCCUGUUAACCACUCAUGCCAUCGAAACUGUAAUUCGCCAGCCGCCUGAUCGCUGGAUGUCAAAUGCCCGACUCACCCAUUACCAGUCUUUGUUAUUGGACACCGACCGAAUUCAGUUUGGUCCCAUGGUGACACUGAAUCCAGCGACCCUCCUGCCGCUCCCAGGAAAAGCAGAUCCUCACAACUGUCAGCAGAUUCUUGCAGAGACACAGGGAACCCGGCCAGACCUCACCGACCAACCGAUGAAGGAUGCGGAGCUGGUCUGGUACACAGAUGGAAGCAGUUAUCUGCUCAAUGGAGAACGACGAGCAGGAGCAGCCAUCACCACCGAAUCUGAGGUAAUAUGGGCGAGUGCACUUCCGGGCGGAACAUCAGCUCAGCGGGCAGAACUGAUAGCGCUGACUCAAGCGUUAAAGUUGGCAGAGGGGAAGAAACUAAACGUGUACACUGACAGUAGAUAUGCCUUUGCUACUGCUCACAUACACGGAGAAAUUUACAGACGCCGGGGGCUACUAACCUCAGAAG
This is a messenger RNA of Marmota monax (woodchuck), 3940 nucleotides long. RefSeq lists its product as uncharacterized. Gene Ontology annotation, molecular function: zinc ion binding; nucleic acid binding; aspartic-type endopeptidase activity. The transcript has a single exon. Gene Ontology annotation, biological process: proteolysis; virion assembly. NCBI's taxonomy places the organism in Eukaryota, Metazoa, Chordata, Mammalia, Rodentia, Sciuridae. The record is from RefSeq and is a predicted model, not a curated record.